This is a messenger RNA of Symbiodinium pilosum, 1281 nucleotides long. The record is from the annotation of a GenBank genome assembly. Lineage: Eukaryota; Dinophyceae; Suessiales; Symbiodiniaceae.
AUGUACACCGUGACUCUGGAGACAAUUCUCAAAAUCACGACGCUCCCAAGUCAUGAGGAGCUUUUGGAUGCAGGACUUCUCUGUGAUUUUCAUGAACAGAUGGGUCGCGCUGUGUUUGUAUCUCACCAGUGGGUGAGCUACCAUCAUCCUGACCCGCAUUCUCAGCAGUUCAAAAUUCUUCAAAUGAUGCUCCAACGCCUCCUCUCGGGAGCCUGCAGGGUGGUCCCCCCUGUACCUAAUGAAAUAUAUUGGGGACGCAUGAAGGUACCAACAGUGGCUUCCUUCAGAAGCCAGCCGCUCUAUAUUUGGUAUGAUUAUAUGAGUGUUCCACAGGGCAGAGAUUCAGAAUCUGUGGCAAAGAGGCAUGAUGCCAUUCGCAGCAUCCAUACAUAUGUCGCGGGAUCCUUUUUCUUCUUCAUUUUGUGCCCUCCGGUGCCGCAUGCGGAAGAAGAUAUUCUCCUGACCAGCCAGACGUGGAGCCAUCGUGGCUGGUGCCGUUUGGAAAGAAUGGCGCGGGCUCUGGGACGCCAUGAUGGCUUCAUCGUUUGUGUAGAAGAUUCUACAACCCCGAAGCAGGUGGGAACGGUCCCGCUAGCCCUGCACAAGGCUCCUGGCAGAGGAGUCUUUGCUGUAGCAGAAGACAAGGAGUGGAUCGCCAUGGUGCUGGUUCGAAUGAUACGAGAAAAACUGAGGUAUUUCCUGAAGUGUAAUGACCUUCACAACUACAGAUUCCUUCUGAGCAUUCAGCAUCACUACCUUGCUGGUCUCAACCUGCAGCGUAUCGAGGGGUUGCUUCCUGAAAUUCCGGCCAAGAUCGAUCCUCUCACUGAUCCUGUUGGGUUUACCGCUACCAAGUUCUUGCACGAGACUGCCUUCACGAAUGUGUCUCAAAUCGAUGCGGCAGGGUGGUCACCAUUGUGUUAUGCCGUAGUCAGGGGUGAUGUUGAAGUAGUGCAGGCACUUCUGAACAUCAGGGCUUGCUGCCAAGACAUGGUGAAAAAAGCAUCUGGGGACAUUUUCAUUGCCCCGAAGGUUCCAGUGUUGUCUCUGGCUGCCUCAUACCACAGCAACGACGUCAUCAAGCUGCUCUUGUCAUGCCGCGCAAACAUCAAUGCCCGCGACGGCUUUGGUGCUUGUGCUCUAAGCGAGGCUGCUCUCUCUGACAACGCAUCUGGUGCCCGCCUCCUCCUUGAGGCCAAAAUAGACCAAAAUAUCAUGCCACCGCCAAACAUACAUCCAUUUGCAACGGCAGCGGGAUUCAACUCUCUGGCAUUCAUGCGG